Messenger RNA from Lasiosphaeria miniovina, 399 nucleotides. RefSeq lists its product as uncharacterized. The record is from RefSeq and is a predicted model, not a curated record. Lineage: Eukaryota; Fungi; Ascomycota; Sordariomycetes; Sordariales; Lasiosphaeriaceae. The transcript has a single exon. The coding region runs from base 1 to 399 and encodes 132 amino acids.
AUGCAGCUCACCGUCCUUCUCACGGCUCUGUCUGUCUUCGCCAUCGGCACCGCCAACGCCGCCGCCGUCGGCGAGCGGGUGCCGACGCUCGGCGGCUUCGCCACAUCGGAGCAAGCCGGCUGCCCGAUCGGCACGGGCCCCAUCUGGGUCGUCGGCUUCGGCGACGGCUGCGGCGAUUGCAAAAACUUCUACAACAGCACCGUCGUCUACACGACGGUCCACUCAUACGGCUUCAACCCUUACUGCAUCCUGACCCUCUUCCAGACCAAGACCUGCAGCGACCCCGGCGUCGUGUCGGGUCUGGGCUGCUGGGAGCCCGAUGGCGGCAUCGCCGCUUACAAGGUCUCGUGCCCUUAUUGGCCCCCGAACUCGGGGGGGAUACCGUAUUGCAACCACUAG